AUGGUGCACGCGCAUGCACAUCAUGAUCAUAAUGUCGUUCUCGAGCAACGAAACGUCGAAGAACGCGACCUCGAGAAACGUGAACCCCAGGGUCAUGUGGUGACGAUCAUCUAUGUCACGGCGCCUGCCACCUUCGACGGCCCUAUCGGCGGCUAUGUGACAGGCUCGGAUCCAGCAACACAGCAAACUCAGGGUGUUGGCGCUCCUGUUGCACAUACGCGACCUUCGGAAACUACAGAGGAGGAAGCGACAACGACUGCGGACCCAAAGACCAAGCCCACCGUGAAGACACAAGCCAGUGUCACCAAGGAGACCGAACCGACGACCAAGGAAACUGAGUCCAAAACGACUGAUCGUGCCACCAAAGCCACGCACGAGAUCACCACUGACAAGAAUGCAAAAACCACUCCAACCACCUUCUCCACUGCCACAUCGGACUCGACUUCAUCGUUGGCCAUUCCGGGUCUGGAUGACAGCUCUACCACUCGGGGAUCGUCCUCUUCGGGUCAUUCAGCUUCCGCGUCCGCCAGUCCAAUUUCUUCAGGUUCGGAUUCUGGGCUCACAGGUGGCGCGAAGGCGGGAAUCGCCAUCGGAGUCAUUCUGGGUAUCGGAUUGAUCGCAGGCUUCAUCUUCUUCUUCAUGCGCAAGAGGAAGCAAGGGAGACAAAUGGCUGAGGCGGAAGCCACGAACGAGAAGUCAUUUGCCGCUGCAAACAUGCCUCCGCCAGGUCCACCACCGAAACACGAACCCAUGACCCCGUCGGAGCCUCCCCAACUCAAUGUUCGCCCCAUCACUCAGUUUGCUCCCGAUUUGACUCCAACCAGCAGUGGCAUGGCCGGGCUUUCCGCUGCAAACGCCGGUGCUGGUGCUGGUGCCGGUGCCGGUGCCGGUGCUACUCUCGCCGUCGCCGCAGCUGGAUCGCGCAAUCUUACCGGCAAUCCUUCGCCUCCGCAUACUCCCCAAUCGAGUGUGAGUCAAUCCGAUCCUUUCAGUGAUCCUGUCAAUCCAUUCGGUAAUCAGGCCGAAGCACCUUCACCUAUUGCACCAGCGGGUCCCAUCAGUCCUUCCAUCGCCUCUGGUCCGCAAAUCCCCCAGAUUACCAUUGCGCAAGCGCCAAGUGAGCAUGUCGUAGAAUCUGCUGUGGAUUCAGCCGCUACUACCGGUGCUGUCGUGGCUGGUUCUGCUGCUAUUGGUGCCGCCGCCGCUAUCGUUGCCAAAUCCUUGGACGCCAAAGACCUGCCGAACCUCCCAGAGAGCUUAUCCUCACAAGCAUCGUCAGUUCCUGAAGGUUCCACUCAAAGCCCAGUCGGUGCUACCGAUGCGGAUGUGGCAUCUCUUACCUCUGCCGGUGCAGUUGCUGCUGUUCCAGCUUUCGGACCCGGUGGAGCUGGCCCAGCCCCGAUGCCAUCCAAUGUCCAUCGUGUCCAGAUGGAUUUCAAGCCAUCAAUGGAGGAUGAGUUGGAGCUCCACGCCGGUCAACUUAUUCGACUCUUGCAUGAGUAUGACGAUGGCUGGGCCCUUUGCGCCAGACUUGAUCGCUCGCAGCAGGGUGUGGCUCCACGCUCUUGCCUUUCUGCCCGUCCCGUGAAGCCGCGAGCCCGUCCGCCACCAGGACCUGGUGCCGGUCCCGGUCCUGGUCCUGGUUCUCGCGGGCCCCCACCGACCAUGAUGGGACCGAAUGGCCCUCGCGGACCCCCUGGACCCCCUGGACCUCCUGGUCUUGGGCCCAUGGGACCGCCGCCCCCUCGCUUCUAUCCUCAAGAUCUCCGCCCACAAUCGCCAUCUCGUCCAAUGUCACCAGCUCGCCCUCCGCAUGGCGGCCCUCCACCACCACGCCCAUACCCACAGCGCUCUAUGUCGCCAGCUCAGUUUCCACCCGGUCCGCGAUCCUUCUCUCCGGGCCCUGGAGGUCGGCCAAUGCCACCCAGGUCCAUGAGUCCCGGCCCCUAUGGACCUCCCGGGUUACGGAGACCCGAAAUGCCAGCGGCGAACCAGCGGAAACGUAGCAACAGCGCCAGUGGGGCGAUGGGACCAAUCUCCCGAUCAGGAGGAUCACCUGGUCCGAGCCCUCUAGCAGGACCCACGAUGCCACCCCCAUCAGGUGCCCUGCCGGCGAUUCCUACUCCGCCGCUAGUUCCGCCGCCACACACCAUCUCAGACGAUUUCGCGUGA
This is a messenger RNA of Aspergillus clavatus NRRL 1, 2172 nucleotides long. RefSeq names its product SH3 domain protein. The record is from RefSeq and is a predicted model, not a curated record. Gene Ontology annotation, molecular function: protein binding. NCBI's taxonomy places the organism in Eukaryota, Fungi, Ascomycota, Eurotiomycetes, Eurotiales, Aspergillaceae. The coding region runs from base 1 to 2172 and encodes 723 amino acids. The transcript has a single exon.